Ananas comosus (pineapple) is the source of this 1322-nucleotide messenger RNA. Its product is annotated as snRNA-activating protein complex subunit 1. The transcript is spliced from 8 exons. The record is from RefSeq and is a predicted model, not a curated record. NCBI's taxonomy places the organism in Eukaryota, Viridiplantae, Streptophyta, Magnoliopsida, Poales, Bromeliaceae. Gene Ontology annotation, molecular function: sequence-specific DNA binding. Gene Ontology annotation, biological process: snRNA transcription by RNA polymerase II; snRNA transcription by RNA polymerase III. Gene Ontology annotation, cellular component: snRNA-activating protein complex. The coding region runs from base 272 to 1090 and encodes 272 amino acids.
GUCUUUUUCUUCGGAUGUCUCCUCCUUCCCCUCGCUCUCGCUCUCGCUCUCCACCAAACCCUAAACCCUCGAGCUCUCAAUUCUCAUACGCUCCACCUCCUAAAAGCCCUUCCUCUCUCUCUCUCUCUUUCUCCUCGUCUCUCCUCCAAACUCUUACACUAGAUCGGUAGCGGCGGAGCUCGCGGCGUCCCGUGCCCUAAAUCCACUAGCGCAAACAGAGUCCUGAUGAUAAUUGCAUGAAACUAUAGCGAGUAACCUUUCUGGUGAUCAUAUGGAUCUUACGCCUUUCAAGCUGGAUAUUGAUGAGCUGCUUGAUGAAUUCUGUGAGGAAAAGUGCACUACGUUGGCGGAUAUGAAGAGAGUAUGGCUGGCAAAAAAAUUUUCCUACAUUUAUGAAGCUAAACCUACUUCCAACUCAGCCUUUUUCAUGCAAUCCCUCUAUGCACAUUCGAUCGGUUAUAUGGCUUCUUUCGGUGCUUUAUCACAGAGAUUGGGUGGGCUCUAUUGCCUCUACUGUCUUUAUGAGACUCAACCGUGCAAGCCUUGUUUCAAGAUUUAUUUGUCUCUCGGGGAAUUGAAGAGGCUCAAAGAACUGGUUAUUGAUGCGAAGGAAAAUGGCAUCGGUGUUGUGCCCGCUGUUGUCAAAAGGAUGCUUGAGAAAACUAUGUUUCUAUUUGGCUUUGUUGAUAUACUUGGUUGCUCUGUGACUCAAAGGGUUGAGGAAAUAGCCAAAUUACAGAAUAAGCGUGCACGGAUUGCAUUUGACAGAUUGUUUGCAAAUUCUCAGAUCGAGAGUUAUCUGAACAUGGACCUUGGAGCAGAAUUAGAACUCAAAACACUCAAGAAAAUGUCAACAGAAUAUGCAAGAGCGAAGGAGUUGGCUAUGAAAGAGGCUAGCCCAGCAGCGGAGGUCGAGGAUGUUCUACAUAUUAAUGAAAACGAGAAAACGGCUUGUGACACAGUGGAGAGUAUUGUGGAACAAUGGGAGGCCCAGAAGGAUGAUUUCUACAAACAAACAGGAAUCAGCCGUCACAACGAAAUAGUACCAGCCGAUGCGUUUAAUGAGAUUGAGCAGCUCCUAGAAGAAUGAAAGAGUAUUUAGCAAUUCAUUGAUUUUCCUUUUCAAUCUGAGAUGAGCUAUCACAUUCUUAGUUCGGCGAACUGUACUAUAUCUUACCCCAUAUGAACUUGUCAGAUGCUCGACGCAUUCAACAGAGCUCCUACAUCUGUUGAGCAUCGGUGAGGUCUGACUCUCUUCUCUUUUGUACUGGUUCAUCUAAGGGAGUAUCUGUAAUGCCGGAGCGGAAAUUCGGUUGCUGUUU